AUGAGGCGGAUUCUGCUGGGGUGCUUAGUGGCCUGCUUCUUUGAGAAGUGGGUGUGUUUGUGCAGGAAGAUAAACGACCUGAUCAGCUUGGGACAUGUAAAUGUCUGUACGAUAGAUAUGAGGAUAUCGGAUGCCCAAGAGUGCGUCUUGGAGAAUAAGUUCGGGAAGGCAUUUUUAUUUGUGUGUUACUCAGGUGAAUACUUGGAUAUGAGAUCAGAAAUAAUUCCAGCAAGUUGUGCCCAUAGGACAUUCAUAAAUUUAAGUGAUCCCACUGAAUUCUCCGCAGAUAAUGAUACCUACGAAUUGUUUCAAAAUUUAAUAGGUACUAACAACUCUAAUUUGAAUGGGAACUUUUUAUUUUUUGGAACCCCCUAUUCGAAUAAAGACAUAGAUCUGAGUUGCUUAUGUUACGGAGAAGGAAAGGAAAAAGUUAAACAUGUGAUGAAAUUGGUAUUUAAAAAAACGAAAAAAAAAAUAAAAGGUUGUGAUUUUGGUUAUAAUAUUUUGUCAAGAAGAGAUUUAACAAAUAACAUUGAGUUGAAUAGAAAUGCUCCUUGUGUGAUUCAUGCCUACCCAGGGGAUGUGAUAGGUAUUAACUGUUACAAGAAGGAGCGUAACCAUUCAUAUAAUGAAAAGUUGGAGCUAGUGCCCAACAAUUGCUUCCAUAGUGUUCAAUAUGGAAAUGACAUUAUUUUGUCUACUAACAAUUUGAUUCCAAAUUCGAGAGUCAUUCCAGAUUCAACAACAGAUGUGAAUUUGUCUCCAAUGCAUUCCUACAUGUCUUAUAUGAUACUACCGAAGGAUAUGACCAUGACAGGUAAAAUCAGCUGUCAGUGUAAACGCGGGGGAUUUGUGGGGUCCAUGUUCAUUUAUUUGAAGACUGCAAAUAAUUUGCUAUAUGACUCCAAUGGGAUCGAUAGAAUUAUCGAAAAGGAAAAUGUCCAAGAGAAUUCAGAUGAAGGAUGGAGAGGACGUAUAAGAAAGGAGGCAGAGUCUAACCAGGGGAAAAGAGAAAGUGAAAUCAAAACAGAUGUGAAGGAAAAUAACGAAAGGGAGCAAGAUAUUCAUAACCAUUAUAAUAAUAUAAACAGCAUCUAUUACAACUCUGGGAUUAUCCACCCUAGUAGGAGAUAUGACUAUCGAGAACAAAGUCAGAGUGGCCACCGAAACGAGGGAAAAGAAUCCAGUGUAGAUGAACCCAUCAGUGAAAGUAACACUUACAGCUAUAGUAAUGAUAAAAAUUUUAGCCGUGAAAGUUUUGGAAACAAAGUACCCAAUGAAAAUAAUUACGAUGCUUAUUACAUGGGCAUUGGUGAAGGAUUCAGUAGGGGCCCACAACGAAGAAAGAAGAGGACAUUUUGGGAAAACCUAUUUGGGUUGUCUUCUUCUUCCCAGUUUUCCUCUUUUAAUGCGUUCAUACUUUCCUUUUUGGGGUUCAUCUACGCUGGUUAUUCGCCCCUGUAG
Messenger RNA from Plasmodium knowlesi strain H, 1464 nucleotides. Its product is annotated as Pf52-like protein. The transcript has a single exon. The coding region runs from base 1 to 1464 and encodes 487 amino acids. Gene Ontology annotation, cellular component: plasma membrane; cell surface. The record is from RefSeq and is a predicted model, not a curated record. NCBI's taxonomy places the organism in Eukaryota, Apicomplexa, Aconoidasida, Haemosporida, Plasmodiidae. Gene Ontology annotation, biological process: symbiont entry into host.